Molecule: messenger RNA, 6330 nt
Organism: Calypte anna (Anna's hummingbird)
Lineage: Eukaryota; Metazoa; Chordata; Aves; Apodiformes; Trochilidae
Gene: DAAM1
Product: dishevelled associated activator of morphogenesis 1
Exons: 27
Coding region: 287-3502 (1071 amino acids)
Biological process (GO): actin cytoskeleton organization
Cellular component (GO): stress fiber
Molecular function (GO): actin binding; small GTPase binding
Source: RefSeq, a predicted model, not a curated record
CGCAGCGCCGGCAGGUUCGGCCGAACGCCAGCGCGCAUCUUCUCAGUGAGCAGAGGAGCUGUGAGCUCUUGCGUGCCACUCUGGAGAGGCUGUGAUGGCUGAGGUCCGGUGCAGCUGUUUCCUUCAAGGAUGCUGGUGUGGAUGGUUUCCAAAGGGCCUAUUUAUCCACCCGGAGUGCUGCCUAAGUGUUGCUUCAUCAGCAAGCAUCUGAUUUCCUCCAAGUUAUCUGUCAUGCUGCUUAUGAUCUAGCACACCCAGGAGGGAGGGACACAGAGGAUUUCUGACCAUGGCCCCACGGAAGAGGAGCAGUCGGGGGAUCUCCUUCAUCUUCUGCUGCUUUCGCAGCAGCGACCACCCCGAGAUCACAUACCGGCUGCGCAAUGACAGCAGCUUCGCCCUGCAGACCAUGGAGCCCUCGCUGCCCAUGCCACCCGUGGAGGAGCUGGAUGUCAUGUUCACUGAACUGGUGGAUGAACUUGACCUCACGGACAAGCACAGAGAGGCCAUGUUUGCGCUGCCGGCGGAGAAGAAGUGGCAGAUCUACUGCAGCAAGAAGAAAGACCAGGAAGAAAAUAAAGGAGCCACCAGCUGGCCGGAGUUUUAUAUUGAUCAGCUGAAUUCAAUGGCUGCUAGGAAAUCACUGAUCGCCUUGGAAAAAGAAGAUGAGGAGGAGAGGAAUAAAACUAUUGAAAGUUUGAAGACUGCACUGCGGACAAAACCAAUGAGGUUUGUAACCCGGUUCAUCGACCUGGAUGGCUUGUCUUGUAUUCUGAACUUUCUCAAAAGCAUGGACUAUGAGACAGCAGAGUCUCGGAUACACACCUCCCUCAUUGGCUGUAUAAAAGCACUCAUGAACAACUCCCUGGGCCGGGCUCACGUUCUGGCCCAUUCAGAGAGUAUUAAUGUAAUCGCUCAGAGUCUGAGCACGGAGAAUAUUAAGACAAAGGUGGCAGUGCUGGAAAUCAUGGGCGCUGUGUGCCUGGUUCCUGGUGGCCACAAGAAGGUACUGGAGGCCAUGCUGCACUACCAGAAAUACGCCAGCGAAAGGACUCGUUUUCAGACACUAAUCAAUGACCUGGAUAAGAGCACGGGAAGGUAUCGAGAUGAAGUGAGCCUCAAGACAGCCAUCAUGUCCUUCAUCAACGCAGUCCUGAGCCAGGGGGCUGGCGUGGAAAGCCUGGAUUUCAGACUCCAUCUGAGAUAUGAAUUUCUCAUGCUUGGCAUCCAGCCAGUCAUUGAUAAACUAAGAGAGCAUGAAAAUUCAACUCUUGACCGGCACUUAGAUUUUUUUGAAAUGCUUAGAAAUGAAGAUGAACUGGAAUUUGCCAAAAGAUUUGAGCUGGUCCACAUUGACACCAAAAGUGCAACUCAGAUGUUCGAGCUGACGAGGAAGAGGCUGACACACACCGAGGCGUACCCGCACUUUAUGUCUAUCCUGCACCACUGUCUCCAAAUGCCUUAUAAAAGAAGUGGCAACACUGUCCAGUACUGGCUGCUGCUCGACAGGAUCGUGCAGCAGAUCGUCAUCCAGAGUGACAAAGGGCAGGACCCUGAUGCCACUCCCCUGGAAAACUUCAAUAUUAAGAAUGUUGUCCGAAUGUUAGUCAAUGAAAAUGAAGUGAAACAGUGGAAAGAGCAAGCAGAAAAAAUGCGAAAAGAGCACACUGAGCUUCAGCAGAAGCUGGAGAAGAAGGAGCGAGAGUGCGAUGCCAAGGCCCAGGAGAAGGAAGAAAUGAUGCAGACACUGAACAAAAUGAAGGAGAAGCUGGAGAAGGAGUCCAGUGAGCACAAGCAGGUCAAGCAGCAGGUGGCAGAUCUCACAGCACAGCUCCAUGAGAUGAGCAGGAGAGCAAUCUGUGCUGCUGGCCCUGGAGGACCUCCCUUGCCACCAGGAGCUCCUGGUGGCCCUUUACCUUCUCCAGCUCCAGGAUCCCUUCUUCCUCCUCCACCACCCCCACCACCACCCCCAGGGGGAUGUCCCCCACCGCCUCCCCCACCACCACCCCCUCCAGGUGGUCCCCCACCACCUCCUGGCCCCCCUCCUCUGGAUGGGAUUUUGCCUCCCCCUGGAGCACCUCUGGGCUUGACCCUGAAGAAGAAGAGCAUCCCACAGCCAACGAAUGCCCUCAAGUCCUUCAACUGGUCCAAGCUGCCAGAGAACAAGUUGGCAGGCACCGUGUGGACCGAUAUAGAUGACUCAAAAGUAUUCAAAAUCCUGGACCUUGAAGACCUGGAAAGGACGUUCUCUGCCUACCAAAGACAGCAGAAGGAAGAUGCAAUCGAUGACACCUUGAGUUCCCGGCAUAAAGUCAAGGAACUUUCAGUCAUAGAUGGACGGAGAGCUCAGAAUUGCAAUAUCCUCCUCUCCAGGCUGAAACUCUCAAACGAGGAGAUCAAACGAGCGAUUUUGACGAUGGAUGAGCAGGAGGACCUCCCGAAAGAUAUGUUGGAGCAGCUCCUGAAGUUUGUUCCUGAAAAGGGUGACAUUGACCUGCUGGAAGAGCAUAAGCACGAGCUGGACCGCAUGGCCAAGGCAGACCGGUUCCUCUUCGAAAUGAGCAGGAUAAACCAUUAUCAGCAAAGGCUGCAGUCCCUCUACUUCAAGAAGAAGUUUGCAGAGAGAGUUGCAGAAGUCAAACCCAAGGUGGAAGCCAUCCGUGCUGGCUCCAGGGCAGUGCUGCAGAGCAGCAGCCUCCAGCAGCUCCUGGAGGUGGUCUUGGCCUUCGGGAACUACAUGAACAAAGGCCAGAGGGGCAACGCCUUCGGGUUUAAGAUCUCCAGCCUCAACAAGAUCGCCGACACCAAGUCCAGCAUUGACAAGAACAUCACUCUUCUGCACUAUCUCAUCACCAUCGUUGAAAAGAAAUAUCCCAAAGUCCUCCGCCUGCACGAGGAGCUGCGAGACAUCCCACAGGCAGCAAAAGUCAACAUGACCGAGCUGGAGAAAGAAAUCAACACUCUGAGGAGUGGCCUGCGAGCAGUGGAGACUGAGCUGGACUUCCAGAAGUCUCAGGUUCAGCAAACAGGUGACAAGUUUGUGUCUGUCGUCAGCCAAUUCAUCACACUGGCCAGCUUCAGCUUCUCAGAUGUUGAAGAUCUUCUGUUGGAAGCAAAAGAGCUGUUUUCCAAGGCUGUGAAGCACUUUGGAGAAGAUACGGACAAAAUGCAGCCCGAUGAGUUCUUUGGCAUCUUUGACCAGUUCCUUCAAGCUGUGACGGAGGCCAAGCAAGAGAACGAGAACAUGAGGAGGAGGAAGGAGGAGGAAGAGCGCCGGGCACGCAUGGAGGCACAGCUGAAGGAGCAGCGGGAGCGGGAACGGAAGGCGAGGAAGGCGAAGGAGAGCGGGGAGGAAGGCGGGGAGUUCGACGACCUGGUCUCGGCCCUGCGCUCGGGCGAAGUCUUUGACAAGGACCUCUCCAAGCUGAAGCGCAACCGCAAGCGCAUCACCAACCAGCUGGCCGACGGCAGCCGCGAGAGGCCCGUCACCAAGCUCAACUUCUGAGAAAAAAAACAAGCAACAAACAGCAACAGAAACCACCACCAACAAAACAAAACAAACAAAAAAAACCCACCAAAAAAAAAUAGACAAAAAACUCCACACAAAACGUGGGUUUAAUCUUUCUGAAGUGGCCGAGGAGGGAGGGUUGUUCCCCUUGUACUCCCUCGAGGUGGCACGCUCCUUCUCCCCACGAGUGUGUGUGUAUAUACUGUGUAUAUAGCCGGGUCAGGAGGCACGGGUGAAGGUGGGUGGGUGGCUCACCUGGAUGGGCACCAGCACCACCUCUGACCCCCUCCAAAAAGCUGUUCUCCCUCCCCAUGCACAAGCACAAUGCCACGGAGCAAGAGAAGACCCAACCCAGAGACACUGGUGGUCCCCGUGGUCCCCAAAAGGCGAUGGGACACCGCUCCCCACCGCUCUCCUGCUGGGACACCUUCCCAGGGCUGCCUGCAGGGGAUGCCUUGCGCACAAGCCGAGCAGUUUAAAGAGGAUAAGACAAAAAAAAAAAAAAAGAAAAAACAAAGUUGACUGAACUUUAAUGUGUUGGGUUUGUUGUUUGUUUUUUUUUUCUUGUCAUGGUUAUUCCAAAAACCUCACGCCCGUGCUCUCGCGCUGGAUCCUGAGCUGGGCGCUGUGGGCGCUCCUGGUGAUGCUCCUCCUGUCGUCCUUGGGAAACGCUCUUUGCUCCUCUUACCACCACCUUGCUAAAGGAAAAAAAUAAGUUUACCCCAAAGUGCUUCUCGCUCUAACGCCGCACAGAUGUAUUUAUACUUCUCAAACGUUUUCUGACCCAAGAAGGUGGGAGAGGUCGGUUCGCGGAGGGGACGAAGAGCAUAAAAAGUUUUGUGUUGUCAUUUUUAUUCUUGCUUUCUGUUCAAUGGGACAAACUGUAUCCUCUGUACAGGUGGGUCAGGCCCGAGGGUCUCUGAUGUACGAAGGGGCUGGUGCAAACCCCCCCGGCUUUCACCCACCUUCUUUUCUUUUUCCUUUACCAGACAGACGGAAGCAGCGAUGCCAAGAAGUGCUUGUCUCUCAUGCCAGGUCAACUGGUUUGCUGUUCGUUGUCAUUGCAAAUUUGUUAGCAGAACUACCUGUCAAAUGUCAGUCCAAAAAAAAAAAAAAAAAAAGAAAAAAAAGAAAAAAAUACAGAAAAAAUUUUAAAUAAAUAAAAAUAAUUCAAAGCUCUCAGGGAGUUAUAAUUUAAAGGUUUAGAAAAUUAAGAAUUGGAGAAUAAAAAGUAACCACCGUUAACAUAUUAACAUUUCUAUUCUUAAAUUAUGCUGAGUAUAUAGAGGACUGUUACUUUUUACUUUUUAUUUAUUUGUGGUGUGUUUUUUUUAAGCAAAACAAAACAAAACCUUUUUAUACCACCAAUACUUUUGUGAUCCCUUUGGGUUCUUUUUGUUUGUUUGUUCUUUUUCCUGUGGAGAGAUGAGUUUGUCCCUGUUGCACUAGAUAUUAACACUAUUUGAAAUAAGGUUGGUUUGUUGUUUUGGGUUGGGUUUUUUUGUUUUUUUUUUUGUCAGAUAAUCGGUAUUACUGGUGGGGUAUGGGAUGUCAGUUAACUAUAUGUACUGUAUAGCAAAAGUGCUGUUUAAACUAAUUUGUAUAAAAAAAACAAAAAAUGGUUCUAAGCACCUGAAGGCCACGGGGUCUGUGUGCUGAGUGAAAGCUGUGAAAUCUCUCUAACCAGAGUUGUCAAGAGCUGUGGUUUUACCAUUUUGUUCUUUUCUUCAUUGCAACUUUUGACGCACUGUAGAUAAAAAAAAAAAAAAAAGGAAAAAGAAAAAAAAAAAAGACUUUCUGAGUAGCAUUUAAAACAGUAAUAAAUAAAGCAGGUAAGUGCAAAAAGAAGCCCAGCACCUCAUACCUAAGCAGCUGCAAAACCUGCAGCUUAUGUUCAAAGGUGGAGUUAAGCACUUUGCUUUAAGAAGGAGGGGGAAAUAAAGAUAAAAGGUAAUGAUAAUACUAUUCCUUAACUAAAGUGCCUCUAUUUAUAUUUUUUAUUUAUGGCUGAAAAAAAAUGGGGCUGAUACAAUUGAGGGAAUGGACUUUGGGGGGGAAUUUAAAAUAUAUUGAAAAAAAAAAAAAAGAGAAGGAAAAAAGAAAAAGGUUAAAAAGAAGAAACCUCUGGCCUCUGAUGGUUUAAGGAAUGGUUGGUCACUUGUGUUUAAUUCAAAAGGUGUUGGGAGUUGGGGACAGUGAUUGCCUCCCGGGGUCCCUGGGUGGGGGGCUUGGCUGCCAGAACCCACCCCCAGCUCCUGCCUCCACGACCCCAGUGCCACAUCAGGACCUUUCCUGACAGAUUUCCUCUUGCCCUUCCAAACCUGUUUGUUUUGUUUUGUUUUGUUUUAAUUUUAUUUUAACUGUUUUACAACAGCCUCGCUGUCAGGCUGAGUUUGCCAUUUCUUUGUUUUCUUUCAAAAAAAAAAAAAAAAAAAGAAAAAAAGAGAAAAAGAAAAAUAUUCUAUCUCUAUAAAUAAAUACAAAGGCUGUGUGCAGGUAAUUCCAUGUGCCAUUGUUGAAAACUACUUUUAGAUUGGUGCUGGUGUAAGUAGCCACUCUUUUCUCUUGGGUGUGUAUUUUCAAGAUGAUUCUUUUUUUUUUUUUUUUUUAAUAAUGCCAAAAUUUAAAAAAAAAAAAAUCCAUAAUAAUUUGUAAACUGAAUUAUGUGUCUUGGACUUUAUUAGCUUAGUAGUGACCAAGGUAGUUUGUUAGGUGCAAGGAUGUUAGUAGUUGUAGCUAGCAGGAGAUGCUGUGUAAUGUUACCAGACUGUACAUUUUCUAAGAUGGCAAUAUGCAAUAAAGAAAAAAUGAUUUUGGUGAGUGUA